CAAGAGCUACAAAUCUUCCAUGUAAACACGGCAAAGUCAAAAGAUAUUUUGCUAUUAACUUCAUACAGGACAGCUAGUCCUAAGAGAGACACUGAAGUGGUGAGAACUGUAUAAGCUUAUACUGCCUACCAGGUUUUUCUGAGAGCAGUAUUUAAAAGAAUCCGGCACAGUUUGUAUAUUUCUGAGAAGAACAUGGACAUCAAACAGAAAUACAUUGAUGAUUUUAACCCUGUAGAUUACUAUCAGACAUACUAUGCUGCAGGAACAGAAAAUGUAAUUGGAGAAUGGAUAGAAUUUGUACUACCGAUACUACAUGAAACAUUUACUAAAGGUGGUGUUAAAGGAGACACGUUGAUUGAUUUUGGCUCUGGACCGACCAUCUACCAAAUCCUUUCUGCUUGUGAAGCCUUUAACAACAUAAUCCUCUCUGAUUUUCUUGAAGCAAACCUUGAUGAACUGCAGAAAUGGAUGAGGAAAGAUCCCAAGGCUUUAGAUUGGACUCAUGUUAUCAAAUAUGUAUGCGAGCUUGAAGGGAACAGGCACAGCAUUGAAGAAAAAGCUGAGAAGCUCCGCAGUAAGGUGAAACAGGUCCUGAAAUGUGAUGCAUUGAAAAAUAACCCUUAUGAUCCUAUUGUUCUGCCUCCCGCUGAUUGUCUCCUCACCUGCCUCUGCCUUGAAGCCCCCUGUGAGACUAUAGAAUCAUAUUGCAAUGUUCUGAAAAAUUUCCAAAACUUGAUUAAACCUGGGGGACACUUAUUGGUUUUAAGCAUGCUUAAUUCUAAGCAUUACUAUGUUGGUGACAAACGGUUUACUUGCUUGUACAUUACAAAAGAUGACCUGGAGAAGGCUUUUAAAGAUGCUGGUUAUGAAAUUGAGAGAGUGAUAGUUACUCCUCGGAGUAAUACGUCACAUAUGGAUGUGUGUAGCCAUGACAGUCACUAUUAUGUCCAUGCUCGUAAAUCACAGUAAUGGUAAACCUGGCACCUUUCACUUUUGGAACCACUAAAAAAUUGGUUUACUCUAUAUGGCUCAAUAUUGAAAUAUUUUGCGUGCUUUGUCUUUGCUUAUCAACUAUUCACAUGUUCUAGGUAGAGCUACCAUCAGAAAUUUUGAAGUCCACUCCCUUGUCCCCAACUCUGACAUAGUCGUCUCAUCUAUAUGUUAGUUAUGGGCUCAUUGAAUAUUGAAUUGAGGUGGUCAUUCCGAGUUGAUCGCAGCCAGCAACUUGUAGCUGCUGCUGGGAUCAACAGUCCAUGCCUAUGGGGGAGUGUAUUUUAGCUUAGCAGGGCUGCGAUCGCUUGUGCAGCCCUGCUAAGCUAAAAAAAAUUCAAGCAGAAGUAAAGAAGCCCUGUACAUACUUACCCUGUGCGAUGGAUCCAGCAAUGAUCAGCCCGGCUUUGAUGUCACACCUCCGCCCUCCGUUGUCCUGGACACGCCUGCGUUUUACUCACAACUCCCCGAAAACGUUCUCCACCGGUCUGGAUCCGCCCAUCCACGCCUCCUUACUGUCAAUGUUCUUAGCGGCCGCCGCUGUGACCGCUCCCAUCGGUAGCCGUGGCGUAAACCGCUGCGUGACUAUGCUAUUGUCACUAAAGCUUGCAUAGAAAAACAUGAAAACAUCCUGCAUUGAAUAUAAAUAGCUGGCUGCAGUCCAAUUUUCGAGCGGCCGCAUUACGUCACAGGGGUAUGGCUUAGAAUACGCUCCAUUGAAUUCUAUCAUUGAGACCCUUCGGUCUCGCCGUGUCUAGUUUGAACAUCCAACUGGCCUCCCAUUUGAGCAAAGUACCUGCCCUGUCGCCACCUCUCAAAUUGCUGGGUAUAUGGUCAAUAAUUUGAAAGUGUAAAUCCUUCAGAGAAUGUUGCUUUUCUGCAUAGUGUCUGGCCACCGGUUGUUCGGAUCUCUUCUGUAAUAAUGCCGCCUUUAUUGCAGACCUAUGUAGCGCAAAUCGUUCCCUGGCGUUGCGUAUGGUUUUGCCUACGUAUUGGUACUUGCAUGGACAGGUGAUUAGGUAGACAAUAUAUGUGGUUGUGCAUGUAAGCACAUGCUUUAUAUUGUAUGUUCUACCUGUUGUACUAGAAGUGAAAGUCGGGCCCGGAGUACAUGUCUCACAGCCUAGGCAUUUGUAGCAGCCUGUUGGCUUUGUCAGGAAGUUAGUAACUGGUGUCAAAUCAAACCCUGUGAUGUCAGAAUAAAACCACAAAGUCUUUGAUACUUUUACCCUUGGUGUGACACAUCAUAGGUCUCUUCUUGCGUAACGUGGUUAGGUUUUUAUCAGUCGCCACUAUGGGCCACAGCGCAUUAAGGGCUCGAGGAACCACUGGGCUGGUAGUAUUGUAUUGAGAAACAAAGGGUAAGAUUAACUGGUCAUUCUUGUUUUUUUGUUUCAGGAGAUCGUCCCUGUUCAUGGCUGCAACUUGUUGCUCGUAUUCACGUAGGGGUCCGCUUUUAUAGCCUCUAUUCUUGAACCGUUUGGUUACAUCCAUCAAUGCGCCUCUGAGUUUAUCAGGAUCACUCGUGAUUCUGGCUGCCCUGAUGUAUUGGGACUUAGGUAGACCUCUUUUGACGGCUAUAGGGUGAUGGCUAUUAUAGCGCAAUAAGGUGUUUUUGUCGGUGGGCUUGUGGUACACCUCAGUGUUUAUCUGUCUGUCCUUAAUGGUUACAUUCACGUCUAAAUAAUUUAGCCUAAAAGGGUCGCAUUGGGCUGUGACCUUGAUAGGGGACUGUCUAUUAUUGAUGCUUGUGAUAAAGGCUUCAAACUUUUCUUUACCGCCAGUCCACAUUAUGAAGACGUCGUCUAUGUAUCUGGAAUAGUGUAUGAUGUACUUCGUGAAUUCGCCACUGUUGAAAAACAUUAAUUGCUCUUCCAUCAGCAUGAACACGUUGGCGAAUGAGGAAGAUACAUUACUUCCCAUGGAGCAACCGCUUACUUGGCGGUAAAACUUCCCGUCAAAUAAAAAGUAAUUACGGGUUAAUGUUAAUUCUAAUAGUAGAAGAAAUAAAUUAUGGUCCAAAGUUUGCAUAUUUGAUUGGACCAAGAAAGAUUUCAUUGCAGUUAACCCUUGAUCAUGCGGGAUGCUCGUAUAGAGACUACAAAUGUCUACAGUACAAAUGAUGGUCCCUGUGGGUACACUGCCAACUGUUUUUAGCUGAUUAAUGAAGCUGGUAGUAUCUUUAAUGUGAUUAUGUUGUUGACUAAUAAGUGGCUGAAGGAUGCUAUUCAGAAAUAUGGAUAUGGGCUGGUAAAGUGCAUUGUGCGCAGAGAUAAUGGGCCUGCCUGGCGGACUGUCCAUACUUUUAUGGAUUUUAGGCACUAGAAAUAAUAGUGGCACUACAGGAAACUCUUGUUUGAGAGCGCUGCAAAGAUUGCUGGAAAUGAGUCCUGCUGUAAGGGCUGUAUAGAGUAUGCCGUCAACUUCCGCCUUAUAUUGUUUGGUCGGAUCUGUAAUGUAAUAUAUAUUAUAUUUACCAAUUGUGUAGUGUACUCAUGCAUUUAUAUCCUAUUAUUAUGCAAUGUUUAAUCAUGUUUCAUUCCUGAAAGGUGCUGUGUAUGCUUAUUGUGCCUUACAAAUAAAAUAUAUUAAUAUCA
Pseudophryne corroboree (corroboree frog) is the source of this 3587-nucleotide messenger RNA. RefSeq names its product indolethylamine N-methyltransferase-like. Gene Ontology annotation, cellular component: cytosol. NCBI's taxonomy places the organism in Eukaryota, Metazoa, Chordata, Amphibia, Anura, Myobatrachidae. The record is from RefSeq and is a predicted model, not a curated record. Gene Ontology annotation, molecular function: N-methyltransferase activity. Bases 193 to 969 code for a protein of 258 amino acids. The transcript is spliced from 5 exons.